AAUGCAGAUGAUGCAAAAGCCACGCGAUUUUCAGUAAUAGUAGAUCGAAGAAAAUAUACUAAUCGCAAAGAAUCUUUAUUAACAGAAGAAAUGAAAGAAUUACAAGGUCCUGCAAUAUGGAUAUACAAUGAUGCAGAGUUUUCAGAGAAAGACUUUCAAGCAUUGAUCAAUCUCGGAAUUGGAGGAAAAUCUCGUGAUGAAAAUGAGAAUGAUACUAGAAUUGGAAAAUUUGGAUUAGGAUUCAAUUGUGCUUUUCAUAUUACAGAUUUACCAAGCUUUGUGAGCGGAGAAACUAUCGCAUUUAUAGACCCACACGCAAAAUUUCUUCCGGCGACAGGAUAUCCCCCUAAAAAAUUAAAAGGCAUUCGAAUGAAUUUUAUUGAAAAAGAAUUUAAAAAACGUUUUCCGGAUCAGUGUUACCCUUAUGAGGCUAUAGAAGGCUGUGAUUUUACAAAAAAAUUCAAGGGAACUUUAUUUAGGCUUCCACUUAGGACUAAAAGAAGUAAAAUUUCUAGUCAAGUACUUGAAAUUAAUGAAAUCCUUAGACUGUUUUAUAAUGUAGAGAGUAAUAAAGAAAUGCUCUUUUUAAGAAAUAUUGAAUCAUGUAGUUUGUACGACAUGAAGGAACAAGGUCCUAAUCUAAUAUGGCAAGCAAAAAUUAAUAAUAUCGACAGUUGUCGUAAUUCACGUCAGAAAGUUAUUGAUAAUGUUGAUGAUGCUCAAAUUUAUCAAUUAGAUAUUGAAAUAAUCCAGUGCCCACAAAAAGUUUCAGAGAUAUGGGCUAUAUGCACAGGAGGACAUAAUAAAAUCAAAUCAGAAUUUAAAGAACUAAAGGAAUUUUCGCAAAAAGAACGAAUCAAGGUAAAUUAGUUGAUUUAAUUUUCUCAUAAUUUAAUAGUAUUUAAUUUAAUAACUAAUAAUCAUUUGUUAAAACAAAGCCAAGAGGAGGAGUUGCUUCUUUGCUUGCACGAUCAGAUGAAAAAUCAUUGGAUGAAUUAAAAGCUGAAUCGGUAGUUAAUUAUUUCUAUUGAAAUCACUAUCUAGUAUUAAUUAA
This is a messenger RNA of Rhizophagus irregularis DAOM 181602=DAOM 197198, 1054 nucleotides long. NCBI's taxonomy places the organism in Eukaryota, Fungi, Glomeromycota, Glomeromycetes, Glomerales, Glomeraceae. The record is from RefSeq and is a predicted model, not a curated record.